Messenger RNA from Oppiella nova, 3477 nucleotides. The record is from the annotation of a GenBank genome assembly. NCBI's taxonomy places the organism in Eukaryota, Metazoa, Arthropoda, Arachnida, Sarcoptiformes, Oppiidae.
AUUAACUGAGAAAUACUGAGUGCAAAAUUUUAUUUUUCAGUAUUAGUUCAAUUAGUGCACAAAGUGAUACAAUAGACAUAAUUUGUCAACCAUUUGAUAUAAAUGGUAGGAAAACAACUUUGAGAAAACAAAACCAAUACGAUGUCGGACAAGGUAAUCAACUGUCGGGCGGCUGUCCUAUGGAAAGAGGGAACUCCGUUAACGUUAGAGAAUAUAACAGUAGAUCCACCCAAAGGUAGUGAAGUACGGGUGCGGAUGGUAUCUGCGGGUAUCUGUGCCAGUGAUGCCCAUUACAUAUGGGGUCAACAGACAGACGCUGACCUAGACUUCGGCGGUAAGCCAGUGGUGUUGGGCCACGAGGGGGCCGGUGUGGUCGAGUCGGUCGGACCUGAUGUGACGAGUGUAGGUGUGGGCGAUCACGUGAUAAUGCUAUGGCUGCCUAACUGCGGGAACUGUCCGCUCUGUGCGCACCCGAAGACCAACUUUUGUAUGAGUGUUGACCCGUACUCCACGUUAUAUCACGAGAAAGGGGUGACGCGAAUGAAAAUCAAUGGCGAAGACUUGCUAUCAUUUACUGGCACAAGUACUUUCUCGGAGUAUACAGUGGUAAGGGAGGCUCAAAUUGCUAAGAUCAAUCCAAAGGCUGAUCUCAAGACAGCCUGUGUGAUAGGCUGUGCUGUUGGCACGGGAUAUGGAAGUGUUGUCAAUAUAGCCAAAGUACAUCCCGGUGCCAAAUGUGCCGUUUGGGGUUUGGGUGCUAUUGGGUUGUCAGCUGUAUUGGGCUGUAAACAGGCCGGCGCUGCGACCAUAAUAGGAGUCGACAUAAACCCCGAUAAAGAAAAUAUUGCCAAACAGUUCGGUUGCACCCGGUUUAUUAAUCCCAAAACUCUAGACGAACCCAUCGAAAGUAUACUACAAAAAGAAGGGGGACUGGAGUUUGCCUUCGAUUGUAUCGGUAAUCAACAGGUGAUCGACUCGGCCUACAAAUCAUUGUGCCCCUGGGGGUCACUCACUCUUAUCGGUAUGGGUCCGAAGGGUAAUACAGUGGACACAAAAGUGGGUGAUUUUCUAAAUGGUCGGACAGUUUCGGGUGGAUUUUUCGGUAAUUAUAAGCCCAGAAAAGCUAAUCAAGAAUUGGUUGAGAAGUACUUAAACGGUUCGCUACCUAUCGAUGGCUUAAUCACACAUCGGAUCCGUUUGGAUGACAUCAAUGAGGGCUUUGAUAAUCUAAAAGCUGGUAAAACUGUGCGAACGGUAAUCAAUUGUCGAGCGGCUGUCAUGUGGAAAGAGGGAACUCCACUCAAGAUCGAGAAUAUAACAGUAGACCCGCCAAAAGCCAAUGAAGUACGGGUACGAAUGGUGUCGACGGGUGUCUGUGCCAGUGAUGGGCACUUCAUAUUUGGUCACGAGACUGACCUCGUCUAUGAUUUCGAGGGCCAUCCGGUAGCCAUGGGUCACGAGGGGGCCGGCGUUGUGGAAAGUGUAGGGCCGGGUGUGACCAGUGUGUCGGUGGGCGACAAAGUGAUGCUACUAUGGAUGCCUGAGUGCGGUCGGUGUGCCCUCUGUACUAACCCGCAGACAAACUUCUGUUUGACGGCCAAUAAGUAUACGGUUUUAUAUCACGAUAACGUUAAUAAAGAGACCCGGAUGAAAAUCAAUGGCAAACCAUUGCUAUCAUAUGCUGGUGUGAGUACUUUCUCGGAGUAUGUGGUGGUCAAGGAGAUACAGUUGGCUAAACUCAACCCAAAGGCUGAUCUGAAGAAUGUUGGCGUAAUUGGUUGUGCUGUGGGUACUGGUUAUGGCAGUGCUGUGAACAUAGCCAGAGUACAUCCCGGCUCCAAAUGUGCCGUUUGGGGUAUGGGUGCCAUUGGGUUGUCCGCUAUAUUAGGCUGUAAACAGGCCGGCGCUGAGACCAUAAUAGGAGUCGAUAUAAACUCCGAUAAAGAGAGUAUUGCCAAACAGUUUGGUUGUACCCGGUUUAUUAAUCCUAAAAAUAUUGAUGAAUCACUCGAAACGCUAUUACAAAAUGAGGGCGGAAUUGAUUAUGCGUUUGACUGUAUCGGUAACCAACACGUACUCAACACUGCAUAUAAUUCAUUGAAACCCUGGGGAUCCCUAACUGUUAUCGGCUUGGGAUCAAAAGGUAGUAAAAUAGAUGUAAAAGUAGCGGAACUGGUGAAGGGUCGGUAUGUGUUGGGAGGCUUUUUCGGUAAUUAUAAGCCCAGAAAAGGUAAUCAAGAAUUGGUUGAGAAGUACUUAAACGGUUCGCUACCUAUCGAUGGCUUAAUCACACAUCGGAUCCGUUUGGAUGAUAUCAAUGAGGCCUUUGAAUGUCUAAAGGCCGGCAAAUCUAUACGAACUGUAAUCAACUGUAAGGCUGCCGUCCUCUGGAAAGAGGGAACACCACUAACCGUAGAGAAUAUUACUGUCGACCCACCACAAGAGGGUGAGGUAAGGGUGCGUAUGGUAUCGGCCGGUCUAUGUGCCAGUGACGCCCACUUCAUAUGGGGCUGGGAGACAGACAUCAUACUAGACUUCGAGGGAAACCCAAUUGUACUGGGUCACGAAGGGGCUGGUGUGGUCGAGUCUGUAGGGCCGGGUGUGACUAGUGUUUCAGUAGGCGAUCACGUAAUCCUGUUGUGGACGCCUGACUGCGGUCGGUGUGCCCUCUGCUCUCAUCCGAAGACAAACCUGUGUCUCAGCGAUGACUUCGUUUCGGUUAUGUAUCACAAGAACAAAGAGACGCGACUGAAGAUCAAUGGAAAGCCAUUGCUUUCAUUCACCGGUACGGCCACCUUCUCCGAGUACAGUGUGGUCAGAGAGACACAGAUUGCUAAGGUCAAUCCAAAUGCCAACUUGAAGAGUGCGUGUGUGAUAGGCUGUGCUGUUGGCACGGGAUAUGGCAGUGCUGUGAACAUAGCCAAAGUACAUCCCGGCUCCAAAUGUGCCGUUUGGGGUUUGGGUGCCAUUGGGUUGUCAGCUCUAUUGGGUUGCAAACAGGCCGGCGCUGAGACCAUAAUAGGAGUCGAUAUAAACUCCGACAAAGAGAGUAUUGCCAAACAGUUUGGUUGUACCCGGUUUAUUAAUCCUAAAACUCUUGAUGAACCAAUUGAAGUUGUAUUACAAAAGGAGGGUGGAGUGGACUAUACCUUCGACUGUAUUGGUAAUCAACAGGUGCUCAACUCGGCCUACAAAUCAUUGAAUCCAUGGGGUGUUAUCACUGUUAUUGGUUUGGGUCCGAGAGGUAAUAAAGUGGAGGCCCCGGUGUCUGACCUGGUGAUGGGUCGUACUGUCACUGGAGGCCUAUUCGGUAAUUAUAAGCCCAGAAAAGCUAAUCAAGAAUUGGUUGAGAAGUACUUAAACGGUUCGCUACCUAUCGAUGGCUUAAUCACACAUCGGAUCCGUUUGGAUGAUAUCAAUGAGGGCUUUGAUAAUCUAAAAGCUGGUAAAACUGUGCGAACGGUUAUUGAGUUUUAA